Oreochromis niloticus (Nile tilapia) is the source of this 2361-nucleotide messenger RNA. RefSeq lists its product as uncharacterized. The coding region runs from base 494 to 2167 and encodes 557 amino acids. The transcript is spliced from 5 exons. Lineage: Eukaryota; Metazoa; Chordata; Actinopteri; Cichliformes; Cichlidae. Gene Ontology annotation, molecular function: GTP binding. The record is from RefSeq and is a predicted model, not a curated record.
GAGCGCAGGAGAGCAGAGAGAGGAUUGGCAGACUGUUUUCAAUUCUUGAAAGAUUAGUUCCAAAAUGAGAAAUGUAUUUAUGUGAAUAUAUUAAGGUUUCCAAGAUGGCGCUGGUGUACAUGGCUUGCCGUCCUCGUCCACACCUGUUUCGCUGCUUUUUACCCCCUUUACCUUUUUUUAUGGACCUUGGCAUUGUAUUUUUUAUCCUUUUAGUUGUAUGCUCAUCUAGUGGCUGUGCACUGAUUACGUACGACAGGCAAACACUUUUAAAUCUUCUACUCUCCCAUUCGUCUCGGGCUGAUCCUUACUGGAAUCUGGGCAACGCCACCCCGCCACAACCGGACCCUCCAACCGGCUUCUUCCACCUACCCUUUCCUAAUCUACACAAGAACCGCUAUAGGAAACACGAUAUCACAGAGCCUGAAGCUGACAAAACAGAUACCAGCACUGAUUUCAAGCUUCUUGGGUGGACACCUCUGUAAUAUUCAUCACCAUGGCAACACAGAAGAAUAACAUCUCAUCCAAAUACAAAGACAUCACCUCCAGAGUUGUGAUUUCAUCAAGAUCUCUUGCUGUCUACCAACUGAGAACAAAAAAAGAGAAGACUGGAUCUUUGACAAGAAUGACUGUUGGAGAAAAAAAUCCAAACAAGACAAAUAAAACCAUCUUACUUGUGGGUGAAACAGGAGCAGGAAAAUCUACUCUGAUCAACGCUCUGAUCAACUACACCAUGGGAGUGAAGUGGGAGGAUAAAGUCUGGUUUCAGAUCGUAGAGGAGAAGAGAAGUCAGUCUGAAAGUCAGACAUCAGAUGUGAUCGUGUACGAGAUCUUUGGUUUUGAAGAUCAAACUCUGCCCUACUCUCUGACCAUCAUCGAUACUCCUGGAUUUGGAAAUAUUAUGGGGAACAAAAAGGAUGAUGUUAGCAAUCAAAAGUUAUUGGACUUGUUUCGGUUAGAGGGUGGAGUUCAUGAAGUUCAUGCAGUGGGUCUGGUGACAAAAGCAAGUGAUAAUCGAUUAAAUGACCGACUGUUUUAUGUGUUUGAUUCAAUGAUGUCUUUGUUUGGAAAAGACCUGGAGAAAAACACUGUAGCUCUGAUCACACACUCAGAUGGAAUGCCACCUAAAAAUGCUCUAACAGCUCUCGAACAUCAGAAGAUAAAAUGUGCUAAAAAUGAGAAGAACCAAUCACUUUAUUUUCUUUUUAAUAACCAACAGAACAAAGAGAGAACAGAUGAAAAUGAGUUUGGUUUGGAGACGGCAUGGAGAGUAACAGAGAGAGGAGUACGUCAAUUCACAGCCUUUCUAGAAGAAAGUGAAGCUCAAAAGCUGGAGACAACAUCUGAAGAUCUGAAUGAACGCAUCAGACUAACAGCCUGCAUCCACAACCUGCAAGAGAGAAUCAAGUUUAUUGAGGUAAAACAGAGAGAAAUCAAAAAUACUCAAGAAGCUCUGAAGAAACCCGAAGAGAGGAAGAUGAUAGAAGAGUUCACUCCUCGUGUUGCUGAGGUCUUCAAACAUAAAGAACCAGUCAGAGGGGGGAUGUGUGGGCUGGAAGCAGCUGUCUGCUGUACAGUCUGUAAGGAGAACUGUCACUAUCCUGGAUGCACACUAGGGUGGAAACCUGAAAACUGCAAGGUCAUGAAAGAUGGACACUGCACUGUUUGUACCAAAAAGUGUCCUGCAUUAGAUCACGUAAGAGAAAACUCGAGGUAUGUGACCAGGUUAAGGAAUGCCGAGAAGAAGAGAUUGUUUGAAUUCAAUAAAACUGAACCUGAGGUGAGCAUUUUGAUAAAUCUGGGAAAGGAAAUGAACAAACUGACAGCAGAAAAGUUACAGCUACUGGAUGAAGCUUAUCAACAUGUGGUCGGACUGGAUCAGAUGGACCUGAAUGUUAAUUCAGUAAACACUUCUGUACACUUGGACUUUUUGAUCGAGAAGAUGAAGGAGAAAGGAGACAAAGAAAAGAUCCAGAAACUGGAAGAGAUUGAAAGCCAAGUUGAUGAAGAAACCAAAGCAGCUCUGCAACACAGGAUCAAUCUCAUCUCACCACCAUAUGAGGAUAUUUCAUCCGACAGCUUUCUGAUCUGUUCAGGACCUCCUGCUGUCUACCAGCUGAGGCCAAAAAAAAGAGAAGUUUGGAACUCUGACAAGAAUGACUGUUGGUGAAAAAGAUAUUAACAAGAUAAAUAAAACCAUCCUACUUGUGGGGGAAACAGGAGGGGGGGAAAUCCACUCUGAUCAACACUCUGAUCAACUACACCAUGGGAGUGAAGUGGGAGGAUGAAGUCUGGUUUCAGAUCGUAGAGGAAGAGAAGAAAAGUCAGUCACAAAGUCAGACAUCAGAUGUGAUCGUGUAUGAG